GCACCGGAGUGCGCAACAUGAGUCCUCAUGAGUCCGGUCCGAGAUACCCCCCUAAAGUCCACUUUGAGCUCAAAUGACAUGUUGCUGUCAAAUGUGAGCCACUUGGUGCGUGCGUCCAUGGAGAAUCCAAACUUUACGCACGGUUCCACGUCCAGGAACGAGAACGAGAACGAGACGCUGGUGGAUUAUCGCCGGAGAGAAACGAUGUCCCUGCCGAUAUUAAUGUUCGCUGGGGGCGCCGUUGGGAACAUUAUAGCCAUUAUCGUUCUCUCGGUGUCCAGACAGGAGAGGAAAAGUUCCGCUUUCUAUACUCUGGUUUGCGGACUGGCGGUAACGGACCUCCUGGGUACGUGUCUAGCGAGUCCGAUCACGAUCGCAAACUACAUGGAUGGGAAGCUGCUCCAAAGCGGGGAACUCUGUGACUUCCAUGCGUUUUUGUUGCUCUUUUUCGGUAUUACGGGACUCAGUAUUAUUUGCGCAAUGGCGGCGGAAAGGUACAUGGCCAUUUGCUGCCCUUACUUGUACCAGAGGUGGAGGGUGGGCCGGCGCUUUGCGCAAACCUUCCUGGUGUUCAUGUACGGGACCAAUAUCUUAUUCUGUUGUGUCCCAAUGAUGGGCGCUGUGAGCAGUAAGCUGCAGACGUCCAAAACCUGGUGCUUCAUAGACUUGAGGACACCGGAGCCCGUGGCGGCUGUGUACUCGGUGCUGUACGGCGCCGUGAGCGUUUUGCUCAUAGUGGGAACCACGGCGCUCAACGUGGCCGUGUGCGGAGCGCUCCUGCUCAUGCGGCGGCGCAGCGUGCGGAGGCUGGGGAGCGGCAGGAGCGGCGGCGGCGGCGGCAGCGUCCGGGGCAGGUGGAGGGAUCUGUCAUCCGCCGCGGAGACGCAGAUCAUGGCGGUGCUGGUGAUGACCUCGGUCGUGGUUCUGGCCUGUUCGGCUCCACUGGUGGUCAGAGUAUUUGCCAACCGCUUCAUGCUUAUAGAGGACCCCGCAGCCGACCGCGCGGCCAUCCGGAUCGCAUCCGUGAACCCCAUCCUCGACCCUUGGAUCUACAUCCUCCUGAGGAGGUCUCUGUUUCGCCGAAUACUGACGCUAUCCAGGCGAUGUAGAACUCGCAGCAGCUUAAAAAAACGAGAUCUGUUUUACCCUGAACACACCAAGGAGGGAAGCCAUGUUUUCGGGCGUUUGAUGACGACGACGACGACGACGCUCCCCGAUGCUAAUACUUUGUCACAAUACCACACAGACGCACUGUGUCACUCGUAAAUACACAAAAAACUGAUGGAAAGAAAUACUUGCGGAUGUUUUGCUUUGAAUAAGAACCCAGACCGUUGGUGUUGUGGACAACAUUUGUGGGCUUGCAGCUUGAAAGACGCAUAAACGCGGACAAGCGUGCACACAAUGGAAGUUGGAACUAACAUGCACACACGGUAUGCUUGGCGUCUUAACGGGAGAAACUGCAGGGAAAACUUUCCCAACUUUCUUAUUGGUUCAUCUGGAUCUUGGUCCAGAUAAACGGGAAAGUCAAUGCACUCAACAUUUUCCAGCAGGACGAUGCUUUGACACCACAUUAUGUUUCACGUCGAUAUCAAAUCAGUGUAAUAUUUCCUAAUAAUAUUACAGUGCAUUGUGAACAUACAAUAAAAUUGGCUCAUUGAAUAUUAACACUGUAAAUAUUUAAUUGAUCUCAUUCAUUUGUUUUCACUAAUAAAUCAAAUCCACUCAAAAUUUAACAAGCUAAAACCUGAAUAAAGUUGAAUGAAUAAUAACAUUCAUUCAUUUUCUGGUGGGGAAAGACAAAAUAAGAAGCCAAAAAGUUACCACUUCCACACAAAAUAGGAGGAGAACUCAUUCAUUCAUUCAUUUUCUACCGCUUAUCCUCACAAGGGUCGCAGGGGGUGCUGGAGCCUAUCCCAGCUGUCUUUGUCCUGGACUGGUGGCCAGCCAAUCACAGGGCACAUAUAGACAAACAACCAUUCACACUCACAUUCAUACCUAUGGACAAUUUGGAGUCGCUAAUUAACCUAGCAUGUUUUUGGAAUGUGGGAGGAAACCGGAGUACCCGGAGAAAACCCACGCAUGCACGGGGAGAACAUGUAAACUCCACACAGAGAUGGCCGAGUGUGGGGAAAGACAAAAUAAGAAGCCAAAAAGUUACCACUUCCACACAAAAUAGGAGGAGACCUCACUCAUUCUUUCAUCCAUUUUCUACCACUUCUACCGCUGGGGUGCUGGAGCCUAUCCCAGCUGUCUUCAGGCAAGAGAGGCGGGGUACACCCUGGACUGGUUGCCAGCCAAUCACAGGGCACAUAUAGACAAACAACCAUUCACACUCACAUUCAUACCUAUGUACAAUUUGAAGUCGCUAAUUAACCUAGCAUGUUUUGUACCCGGAGAAACAUGCAAAACAUGCAAACUCCACACAGAGAUGGCCGAGGGUGGGGAAAGACAAAAUAACAAGCCAAAAAGUUACCACUUCCACACAAAAUAGGAGGAGAACUCAUUCAUUCAUUUUCUACCGCUUAUCCUCACAAGGGUCGCAGGGGGUGCUGGAGCCUAUACCAGCUGUUUUCGGGCGAGACGCGGGGAACACCCUGGACUGGUGGCCAGCCAAUCACAGGGCACAUAUAGACAAACAACCAUUCACACUCACAUUCAUACCUAUGGACAAUUUGGAGUCGCUA
Messenger RNA from Doryrhamphus excisus (bluestripe pipefish), 2684 nucleotides. RefSeq names its product prostaglandin E2 receptor EP4 subtype-like. Gene Ontology annotation, cellular component: plasma membrane. The record is from RefSeq and is a predicted model, not a curated record. Gene Ontology annotation, biological process: negative regulation of inflammatory response; adenylate cyclase-activating G protein-coupled receptor signaling pathway; cellular response to prostaglandin E stimulus. Gene Ontology annotation, molecular function: prostaglandin E receptor activity. Lineage: Eukaryota; Metazoa; Chordata; Actinopteri; Syngnathiformes; Syngnathidae.